GCGCAGUGUGAGCAGCUCAGACCCGGGCGCAGGCGUACUCGUCUUGCUCGUAUCUUGCUUCCUAAGCCCUGGAGCUCGGCUGGAGUUGGGUGGGUCUCGACAGCCGUGGCGACAGUGACAGCGACUGCCUGAGACCCAGACGGAAAUGGCGAUGGCGAUGUCGGACAGUGGAGCGAGCCGCCUGCGGCGGCAGCUAGAAUCAGGGAGCUUUGAGGCACGGCUGUACGUGAAGCAGCUCUCGCAGCAGUCGGACGGGGACCGGGACCUCCAGGAGCACCGGCAGCGCAUCCAGGCUUUGGCGGAGGAGACAGCGCAAAACCUGAAACGCAACGUCUACCAGAACUACCGGCAGUUCAUAGAGACGGCCCGCGAGAUCUCCUACCUGGAGAGCGAGAUGUACCAGCUCAGCCAUCUCCUGACGGAACAGAAGAGCAGCCUGGAGAGCAUCCCGCUCACCUUGCUGCCGGCCGCGGCCGCCGCCGCGGGGGCCGGCGCCGCCUCGGGCGGGGAGGAGGGGGCAGGUGGCGCUGGGGGCCGAGACCACCUCCGAGGCCAGGCCGGCUUUUUUCCCAGCCCCGGGGGCGCCUCGCGCGACAGUUCCGGCCCGGGCGAGGAAGGAAAGCAGCGCACUCUCACCACCCUGCUUGAAAAGGUGGAAGGCUGCAGGCACCUGCUGGAGACCCCGGGGCAGUACCUGGUGUACAACGGGGACCUGGUGGAAUACGAAGCGGAUCACAUGGCCCAGCUGCAGCGGGUGCACGGCUUUCUCAUGAACGACUGUUUGCUGGUGGCCACCUGGCUGCCCCAGCGGCGGGGGAUGUAUCGCUACAAUGCUCUCUAUCCCCUAGAUGGCCUGGCCGUGGUCAAUGUCAAGGACAACCCACCCAUGAAGGACAUGUUCAAGCUGCUGAUGUUCCCCGAGAGUCGCAUUUUUCAGGCAGAAAAUGCCAAAAUAAAACGAGAGUGGCUGGAGGUGCUGGAAGAAACCAAGAGGGCCCUCAGUGAAAAAAGACGAAGGGAACAGGAGGAAGCAGCGGCCUCUAGAGGGCCUCCCCAAGUGACCUCCAAGGCCACGAACCCGUUUGAGGAUGAUGAAGACGAAGAGCCAGCUGUCCCCGAGGUGGAGGAAGAGAAGGUGGACCUAUCGAUGGAGUGGAUCCAGGAGUUACCUGAAGACCUGGAUGUGUGCAUUGCUCAGAGGGACUUUGAGGGGGCCGUUGACCUGCUAGAUAAAUUGAAUCAUUACCUAGAAGACAAGCCCAGCCCACCUCCUGUAAAAGAACUCAGGGCCAAGGUGGAUGAGCGUGUCCGGCAGCUCACGGAGGUGCUGGUUUUUGAACUGUCCCCAGAUCGUUCCUUGCGAGGUGGGCCCAAGGCUACUCGCAGGGCGGUUUCUCAGCUAAUCCGGCUUGGCCAGUGCACAAAGGCUUUCGAGCUGUUUUUGAGAAACAGAGCGGCAGCCGUGCACACGGCCAUCCGUCAGCUUCGCAUUGAAGGUGCCACUUUACUCUAUAUUCAUAAGCUGUGCCAUGUCUUCUUUACGUGUCUUCUUGAGACUGCCAGAGAAUUUGAGACAGAUGUCGCCGGCACCGACAGUGGCUGCUACUCUGCCUUUGUGGUCUGGGCGAGAUCAGCCAUGGGCAUGUUCGUAGAUGCUUUCAGCAAGCAGGUGUUUGAUAGCAAAGAGAGCCUGUCCACGGCGGCAGAGUGCGUCAAAGUGGCUAAGGUGGGUGAUAUUGGACUAGACCUCACCUUCAUCAUCCGUGCCCUUCUGGUGAAAGACAUCCAAGGGGCCUUGCACAGUUACAAAGAAAUCAUCAUUGAAGCCACCAAACAUCGCAACUCGGAGGAGAUGUGGAGGAGGAUGAACUUGAUGACUCCAGAGGCUGGCAAGCUCAAAGAAGAGAUGAGAAGUUGCGGGGUGAGUAACUUUGAGCAGUAUACAGGGGAUGACUGCUGGGUGAACCUAAGUUACACAGUGGUCGCUUUCACCAAACAGACCGUGGGAUUUUUGGAAGAGGCCUUAAAGCUGUAUUUCCCAGAGCUGCACAUGGUACUGUUGGAGAGCCUGGUGGAAAUCAUUCUGGUUGCCGUCCAGCAUGUGAAUUAUAGCCUUCAGUGCGAGCCGGAUCCAGAGAAGAAGGCUUUUAUCCGACAGAAUGCGUCCUUUCUACAUGAAACGGUGCUCCCUGUGGUGGAGAAAAGGUUUGAAGAAGGUGUGAGGAAACCUGCCAAGCAACUCCAAGACCUGAGGAACGCAUCUAGACUCAUGCCGGUGAAUCCUGAAAGUACAACAUCAGUCGUCUGAGGCUGGAGUCUGUCCAUACGUGUACAGAUGAUAGUGCUUAUAGGUUAUUUAUAUUUAUAUUGUUGUAUUAGCAUAUUCUGUAUAGUCUCAAACACAGCUUACAAGUAAAAAGUGCCCUCAGAGAUGCAAAACCAAAAGAAGAAAGGAAAAGAAUGUGAAAUUAAGCCCAAAUAACAAAAAAUAUCAAAGUUGUUAAAACAUAUACUGACCUUUUAAAUUAUGCUAGUUCUCUAAUGGGUUUAUGAUCGCACUACAGUUAUUUCAGCUUCUCCUUUGAACCAAAAUACACUUUCUCACAGUGUAUCUUAUUCAACACAGAUAAAUAUGUCUACAAAUACAUCAGUUUAAGUGUGUGUGAAAAGUUUCCCGGUUACGUUUCUUAAAGGGUGCAGUACCAUGUAAAACACGCUGCCUCAGUACUUCCCCUUCUUGAAGUGUGAUUGGACACUUUUUGGGGAAAAGAAAGGAUUUGGGAAAGUUGGUUUCGGAGUAAACUCUAGUCAAAAGAAUUCUUUCUCCAUGAUCUAGCUAGCUAGCUUGGGGACUCAGAUACUCCAGUCCCUAUAUAAGAGGAAGCUUUUAUACAGAUUCAAACAUUUCCAACAGAAUUUGAAUGGCUAAUUAUUCUCACUUGUUAAUUAGCCGCUCCAUAGUUUUCCUAUUGGAGUUGGGAACGUCUACUUGGAAAUCUUAAAGAUUGUGAUGUUUUUCAACAUGUUUCUGAAUUGUGUGAAUUUCCAGCUGGAGCUUUUGUCUGUUAUAGUUAUAUUUAAUAAUAAUAAUAAUAAAACAGGAAACUUGACAAUCCUGACUGCAGCCAGUGAUUUUAGCUCCCUUUUCAAUGUAGGUUAUUAGGGGCUGUCAUCAAGCAAAUGCAAAAAAUUUUUCACUGAACUAUUUAGAUUUUAGGGACUGAGUAGCUGGGAAAGUAGAAAAAAAAUCAUAAGCAAAUCUCAGUGGUUUCACUGAGUAUGACAACUUUGAGCAGAGAUUUGUUUUUGGUUUUGUAUUUUUGUAACAAAGUGGAGAACCGAAGUGAGACAGUGUGCCCAAAGGAAAGGGAAGACGAGAAUCUUUUACUUAAAAAAAAAAAGAACAAACAAACUCCUGGAAUGCUCCAUGCUGUGUUUUUCUUGUUUUAUUUUUUACUUUCCUUCUUUGCUUUUGAAAGUGAAUAUAAUGCUUACCUUAGAUUGUUAGUAAUGCACAAAUAAAAAUAAAGAAAUAUGAGCUUCCCAACAUUUCUAAAUGAUUGCUUCCAUUGUGUAUUAAUUAUAUGACAUUCUUCAUUCUUUGAGAGAAAUUGUGCUUGCCAAGAUUCAUUUUUUUCCUAGUUGUGAUUCUUGUCCUUAAGUGCCAUUUUGGGUGCCAAUGAUUUCAAAAGGUCAUUUCUUUCUUCUUAAUAAAAAUGGUGUUAAUAAGACUGUAAAAAUUAUGUAAAAGCUAAAGUAGAUUCCAAAUAGUGGCUCAAGGUUGUAAAACCCCUUGACUUGAUUACUUAUGCUAGACCAGCCUUUUAUUUUCGUUUUGGCUGUGUUUAAUUACAAGGUUGAAAUUAUUAAAAUUACAUUUUUAAUUUUUUUCAUAUAACUUUAGGAUUUUCUAAUAACUAGAACAAUAUCUCUGUGAACUAAAUUAUACUUUUUUAAGAUCACUGGAAACUUGAAUUUUGUAAAAUUAUGUUAUUUGAUUAUUUUUGCCAUUUACACUUUAUAACAUUAUACUGUAUGAAACUCAAGUAUAAAUACAUGAUGCUGGUCUGUGAAUGAUACUUCUGAAAUCACAAUUCCUCUUAAGGCAUGAAGCUGUAGAAACUUAAAUGUGUAUGUAAACUCAUAUUAAAUAGAACUGUCUACUUUUUGAAACUGGAAGUACAGAAUUUUCUUAUGUUAAAAUGUAUGUGUUUCUUAAUCAGAGUUAUAACUGAAGGAAGUAAGCUUUUGCUGAAUCAAUUAGUGGGAAGUUGACUCGAGACCACCAGUGUUGUAAUGUACCUUGUGUCCAGAAAAAAAAAUUACAAUAACUGCAAUAUUCAAAGUGGAUUGAGACCUAAUUCUUUUGUUUCAUUAUACUCCAAAACAAACUAAAAAUUGAAUACAGUUCAAAAAUACUGUACAUAUUGAAAUAUACAGCUUUGGCAUUAACUGCCUUUGUUUUGUCUGCUUCAAGCAGAACACUGUCACUGGAGCUUGGAAUCACAGACUUGACUGAAUUAAUUGCUGUUUGGGAAAGCGUGCCCUGUGGAAUUAAGUCUCUUUUUUGAUUAACGUCUCAUUUCACUUAAGUGCUGAGGACUUUUUAAAAAAUGCUACCUAUAGAAGUCAGCACUUGCUUUUUGCAACUUGAUAUCUAAGAUUGGGAAUUUGGGACUUGAUGUGUAGGUUAAAUUAGUAUAUGUACAUUUUGCUUUGCUGCAACAUGAGGGAAUCUGAAAUGUUCUAUAAAAAUAAAUUAAAAUUUUUCUUAAACAUAAAAUUAUUACAGUGAA
Molecule: messenger RNA, 4796 nt
Organism: Oryctolagus cuniculus (rabbit)
Lineage: Eukaryota; Metazoa; Chordata; Mammalia; Lagomorpha; Leporidae
Gene: EXOC8
Product: exocyst complex component 8
Biological process (GO): intracellular protein localization; Golgi to plasma membrane transport; exocytosis
Cellular component (GO): exocyst
Source: RefSeq, a predicted model, not a curated record